Mangifera indica (mango) is the source of this 1120-nucleotide messenger RNA. Its product is annotated as CTD small phosphatase-like protein. The transcript has a single exon. Lineage: Eukaryota; Viridiplantae; Streptophyta; Magnoliopsida; Sapindales; Anacardiaceae. Gene Ontology annotation, molecular function: phosphoprotein phosphatase activity. The coding region runs from base 59 to 925 and encodes 288 amino acids. The record is from RefSeq and is a predicted model, not a curated record.
CAAGUUCCAUUCCCCAAAUCUCUCCCUCAUUUUCUAAGGGAAAAAAGAUUCUGCAAAAAUGGUGGCCAAGUUUACCAAAAAAACCCCACCUAAAGUCUCCAAGAACCGCUAUCGCCACCGUAGGAAGUCCCCCUCCAAAUCCGUUGCCACCGCCAACUUCAUCUCCUCCAUUAACAAAUCUUUGUACUCAUGCAAGCGCCGUCUGGCCAAGAUUUUCUCCAAAUUGGUGUGUAUGUCCACCCCAACUCGCAAAAGCAAAGGCUACAAGAUAUUGAAAAAAGAACAAAAAGAUCACCCUGAAUCUGAAGAUCAAGUUCUUGUUCCUAAAGUUCUUGUCUUCGGUAAAGAAAACGUUCUUCCUCCUCUCAUGUCUCCUGAGAAAAAGACCAUUUUUCUUGAUCUUGACGAGACGUUAAUCCAUUCAAAACCUGACCCUCCUCCGAAAAGCUUUGACUUCAUUGUUAGGCCGAGAAUUGAUGGAGAAUUGAUGAAUUUCUAUGUUGCAAAACGGCCUGGUGUUGAUGCUUUCUUGGAAUCAAUAAGUAAGAAGUAUGAGUUGGUGAUUUUCACGGCGGGGUUAAGGGAGUAUGCGUCGUUGGUUCUUGAUAGGCUUGAUGAGAAGGGGGCGAUUUCACAUCGGCUUUACCGUGAUUCUUGCAAACAACAUGAUGGGAAGUUUGUAAAGGACUUGUCUGAGAUGGGAAGAGACUUGAAGAAGGUGGUGAUCGUUGACGAUAAUCCAAAUGCCUACAUUUUUCAGCCGCAAAAUGCAAUUCCGGUGAAACCCUUUACCGGCGACGCCAAUGAUAAGGAGUUGUGUAAGUUGGCCAAAUUUUUUGAGUGUUGUGAUUGUUGUGUUGAUAUGAGGGAUGCUGUGAAGGCAUUUGGUCCUUUUAUUGUUGAGGAGAAUUGUAUUGAACAAUGAAUUGCUGAAUUUAAAGAAUGCAAUGAAUUGUUCAAGUUUAGGUUUUAGGGAUUGAAUUCAGAUGCAAAGUUUCUUUGCAGGAUGUAACCAUUGUACUUUGGCAAGUUGAUCGUGUUUGUUUAUCUUUUCUUUUUUGGAAUCUGAUCUGAAUUUCCAGAUUUAAUGAGAGUAAAAAGGAAACUCUAGAUUUACACA